AAACAAAUAAAUAAAAAGUUAAAAAACUUCGAUAAGUUUUGUUUUCUGAUUUGGUGUAUCAAAACUAGUGAUGUGAAAUCAAAGUUAAGUUCUUUAUUAAGUGACAACGUUUUUAAUACUUCACUGAAAAUAUACACCGGCAAAAUACCUGCUGAAGAAUGGAGCGGCCGGGAACCAGCAGUGAGCGAACUCCUCUAGUGCAGCCCACGUAUGUCUUCGAGUCCAGCAUAACACGGCGCUAUCGCAAGCGACUGAAGAAUUGCCAGUGCGCCAUCUGUGUUACUAUACUCGUCCUCCUAAGCAUCAUUCUCCUCGUCACCGUCUCCUACAACCUCGCUGAAGACUUCAACGGUGACGACUUUGACAAUGACACCAUUCUGCCAAUCGUUAUCCCCGUUGCCAACGGAUCCAAGCUGAAUAUGGUUGGCAUUGGCAAUCUGAAGAGUUCUGGCAACAGAACAGUGUAUAAUCUUACGUCGAUAGAACCUAAUUUACUGCCGAUUAUGAACAAGAAAUGGCCAUUAGAAGAAACCCCCACAGCUCCCUGGCCAACCACACCCCCGGCCGCCGACAUAUCUGCCGCUGUAUCUCGCGGCAACGCCGCGCUUGCCGCGCAACAGCGCGCCGAAGCCGCGCGUACGGCGUUAGGCCGGAACACACCGGCGCACCGCGCGCAGCGCGCCGCGGCAACCGCUGUUGAUGUCAAGCCGAUGGCUGACGCCGCGUAUGCGGCUGAGGAGGCUACUAAAGUGCUUGUUAACGGCUCUCCACAUCGCGGCGGCAGCAUCGGCCGUGGUCCAGCCACCAACGGCCACUUCCAAGAGCCACCUUACUGCAGAGACACUCCUGGCUGCCCUGCCAGCAAGUUUAGAAGCCAAGAUGGAAGCUGUAAUAAUCUAGCUAAUCCUCUAAGAUGGGGUGUGUCUAGAACACCUUUCAGGAGGGUGUUGCCUGCUGAUUAUGGAGAUGGCAUCAGCUCUCCACGAAGAGGCGUUAACGGAAGCGCCCUACCAAGCGCCCGGGAUAUUAGCGUCACAGUACACCGGCCGAGCUACGCUCACGACAUCUCAUUCACCGUAAUGCUGGCUGUCUGGGGGCAGUUUAUAGACCAUGAUAUAACCGCCACUGCUCUCAGCAAAGGUGAAAACGGCACGUCGCUUUCUUGCUGCGACCCGUCGCAGCCCCCGCACCCCGCGUGCUUCCCCGUGCCUCUGGACGCGGAAGACCCGUUCUAUCAAGAUUACCACGUCACCUGCAUGGAGUUCGUGCGUUCAGCCCCAGCGCCUACUUGUCAUUUCGGUCCUCGAGAACAAAUGAACCAAGCUACAGCUUACCUCGACGCCUCAACAGUCUACGGGUGCUCAUCAUCCCGCGCCGCUCAACUCAGGACCUUCUCUGGAGGGCUUCUGAGGAUGCUGGUCGUUGAGGGAAGAGAGUUGCUGCCACAGUCCAUGGACCCUAAUGAUGGCUGCAAUACGGACGAGAUGAACGCUAAGGGGCGAUAUUGUUUUGAGACUGGGGACGACCGAGCCAACGAGAACCUCCACCUCACCACAAUGCACCUGGUCUGGGCGCGGCAACACAACCGCAUCGCCAACAUCCUCUCAACUCUCAACCCGAGCUGGGACGAUGAGCGCCUUUACCAGGAAUCCAGAAAGAUUGUGGGCGCUCAGAUGCAGCAUAUCAGCUACAAUGAGUUCCUGCCAUUAGUUUUAGGUAACGAUGUGAUGUGGGCCCUGAACCUGUCCCUACUGCCGACGGGCCAUUCCAACUCAUACAGCCCUCGUGUGGACGCUUCUAUGGCUAAUCACUUCUCCGCAGCAGUUUUCAGAUUCGCGCACACUUUGCUGCCGGGUUUAAUCCACUCCUUCGACGCGGACACUGGUUCAGUAGACUACAUCCACCUUCACGAGAUGCUGUUCAACCCAUACAUGCUGUACCGAGAAACGGGAGCGCGGAAAUCCGUAUACUCUGCUAUGAAUACGCCGGUCCAUGGAGUAGAUCCUCAUGUUACUGAGGAGCUAAGCAACCACCUCUUCGAGCGCCCCACCACCAACUCCUCCCUCCCCGCGCACCCCUGCGGCCUCGACCUCGUGUCCCUCAACAUACAGAGAGGGAGGGACCAUGGUCUACCCCCUUAUCCAGCCUGGAGGGAGCAUUGUGGUUUCCAGAGGCCGAAAACCUUUGGAGAACUCAAGGGAGUUCUAAAUGAGGUGUCGUGGCAACGGAUCAGCACCAUUUACAGCCACGUAGACGAUAUAGAUCUCUACACUGGUGCCUUAGCCGAAGAACCGAACGGCAGACUCCUUGGACCAACGCUAACCUGCCUCAUCGCGGAUCAGUUCUUGAGGAUCAAGGUUGGAGAUCGGUUCUGGUAUGAGACUGAGGAUGAGUCUUCUGGCUUUACCAUUGAGCAAUUAACAGAAAUCCGCAAGACAACGUUAGCAAGUGUAAUCUGUGCGAACGAACAACUACUGGCGCAGGCGCAGCCGCGUGUCAUGGAGCUGGUGGGGGAAACCAAUCCACUUGUGGCCUGUACAGAACUUCCACAACCUGUUUGGGACCCAUGGAAAGAAUAGUUUGAUAUUGAGAAAAGCAAAAGUGUUCCUCUCAAAAAGUUUACAGUGGACGCCUAUAAUCCA
This is a messenger RNA of Cydia strobilella, 2642 nucleotides long. RefSeq names its product chorion peroxidase (gene cd). The record is from RefSeq and is a predicted model, not a curated record. The transcript has 14 exons. Gene Ontology annotation, molecular function: peroxidase activity; heme binding. Gene Ontology annotation, biological process: response to oxidative stress. Lineage: Eukaryota; Metazoa; Arthropoda; Insecta; Lepidoptera; Tortricidae. Bases 159 to 2579 code for a protein of 806 amino acids.